Molecule: messenger RNA, 2028 nt
Organism: Lolium perenne
Lineage: Eukaryota; Viridiplantae; Streptophyta; Magnoliopsida; Poales; Poaceae
Source: RefSeq, a predicted model, not a curated record
AUUGGAGAAGAUCAAUGGAAGCAAAGGUCAAGAAUCAAAUGCAGCCAUGACAAGAAGAAGAUUGCAGUUCGGAGAGCAAUUUUCAGCAAAGGAGCAUGAACAGCAGAUGAACAAAGGUACUGUUCAUCCACCAAGAAGCAUUGAUGGCGGGAACCAGACUCAAAGCGGUGCUCUGAUUAAUGCUAAGCUGCAUGGAGGACACGUUGGACAGACAGCUGGUGCUGCUGCUAGUGCUGGAAAGGAUGUACUCGAGAAUAAUCCAGGAGAAAAAGGGAGGAGUGGAGGCCCACAAACAGUCACACAACAAGGCCAACUCAGUCCAUCUGACUCUCUGGCCUUAACUUCUCUGCCAUACCCGUUAGAGGAAGAAGCAUAUAUUCUGGAAAAUCUGGGCCGUGAAACAGGACAUGGGCUACUUUUGGGCCAACAGAGCCAACAACCUAGUACAGACAAAAUUGGGGUGCCUGGUCAAACUACUAAAAUAUUUGGCCCUUCGUCUUCAACCCCAGAUACCUUUCAUCAGUAUGAGCAUAUGAGAGCUGGGAAGGAACCGCUGCAAGUUGCAAACGCCUAUCAAAUCCCUCAGGCUACUACUACUGCAAACCUACAAUCUGCCAUGGAUCCAAGUGCUAAGAUGCUGCCAGAGGCAUCUCCCAAUUCACACCGCCCUCCACAAAACAACCCGGCUGCUUUUCCCCACAUCUCACAGCUCCCAUCGCCGGCCAAAUCUCUCCCCAAGCGCUCAAGCACCUCUCUCGAUUUCGCCGCUCCGCCGGUGGCGAAGCGAGCGGCGCCGACGACGGGACAAGAUGGAGGAGAAGGCGCUGCCGAUCUGCAGGCGGAGCAGGUCCCUCCCGGUGGCGACGCCAGCGCGCAGGGCCAGAUCCUCUUCGCCCAGAUGCAGCCGCCGGCUUUCGGAGCCGGCUCCUCUCUUGCCGCACAGCUGGAAGGAGGAGGAGGUCCUGGAGAUUUCCCCUCUGCAAAUCAAGGCUUCACCGACCAGAGAGGUGGAGGAGGGAUCCUCGGGGCAAGGCCAAGCUUCUCCAACAAAUCAAGGUCAACCCCCAACCCCUCUCUUUCCGCUUCAAGGAGCAGGAAUCGACGUCGACCUUCAGGCUGGGAUGUUGAAGAAAAUGCCAAUGCUGGAAUUGGCCACGGAACUAUUGGGAUUACUCACCAUAAACCUGGUGCUUCCACCUGGCAUCGUGUUCGCCGGACUGAAGGAAUGGCUAUGGGCAAUGUUGGUGGCAGAGGCGCUGGCCAGGAUCUGGGGAUAUCUGGUGUCCCCAAGGUUGCUUCAAAUUGUGCAUCGCUGGCUCUCAGCAGCUCGGAUGGUCGAGCAGAGCAUGACCCCUGGCCUCUUCACACGCCGUCGCCGUCUCACUCUCUGGCUACGCAGAAUUCUCAACAAGGAGCUUUCUCACCUCCUCCAAUGGCUAGCGAGUACUAUGUGGGUAUGGAUGGCGGUUUUGGCAGUAAUGAAGCCGGAAGCCAGGCAGAUGUUCAAAGCCAAACUCAACUGGGCACCUCUAGCAAUGUUGCUACACAAACUAUGUGCGAAGAUUCUGGGAGAGCAAGCAUGGAACUGGAUCUCGAGGCAGCGGCGCCAGCCCUUAAGGCGCCACGGGCGCCAUGAAGGCCUUAGGAUGGAACUGCCAAGGUAUGGGCAGGACCCUUGGCAGUAACAAGAUGGUUUAUCUUGCCCGGAUGAUCGCUUCCGCUAAACCUCAGCUUUGUAGUGCCCUCUCGAAGACGCUCGGGCGGGCUCUGGUUGAUGUGGAAUGACGAGCUUCAAGUGACUGUGCAUAGUUCUAGUUUCCAUGUUAUCCUAGCUACUGUUGUUUAUAGCACUAGAAACCUUAAGUUUGGCUUAGUUUGUAUAUAUGGUGAUCCGUAUCAUCGACAAACUAGUGCUAUCUGGGAAGAAGUUGCAGCUUUUGUGCAUGAUAACUCAACGCUUCCUAUGCUUUGUAUGGGUGACAUGAAUGAGCUUUUGUAUGAUAUGGACAAGAAUGCCACUAAUAUAAA